Messenger RNA from Peniophora sp. CBMAI 1063, 780 nucleotides. Lineage: Eukaryota; Fungi; Basidiomycota; Agaricomycetes; Russulales; Peniophoraceae. The record is from the annotation of a GenBank genome assembly.
AUGAAGACCAUUCUUUUCCCCAUAGCCCUCUUCGCUUGGUGCACGGCGCCUCAACUAACGGUCAUAUCGUUCGCGCAUUCGUUCUUCUGGAUCUGGCUCCACCUCCUGCAGUUCUGUGUCUCGAACCAGUACCUCUCUCCACAUGAAGACGCCCUUAACAAGCCUUGGCGGCCUAUUCCGGCUUGUAGGGUCACCAUUCGAGAAGCCACAAUCCUCCGUUGGCUUCUCUUACCUAUCUGUCUCGCUCUUUCAGCAGCCCAUCGAGUUCUCCCCAUAGGCGCGACACUUGCAAUAGGCAUCUUGAUGCAUAACGAGUUACGCCUGGACUCGCAUUGGUUCACUCGUAACGUUCUCAACGCGAUCGGUUACGCAGUUUUCGAUGCUGGCGCGACGGCCAUCGCUCGAACAGAUCCCUCUAACGAACUCUCCCCCAUGGCACUCUCUGCUCACUAUCUCAGCAUCGCGAUUGUUUUCACUACAAUCCACGCCCAGGACUUUCGUGAUGAGGAUGGUGACCGUCAGGCGAGACGUCGUACCAUCCCGAUUGUCAUGCCUGAGGUUGGCCGGCUGUCAAUGCCGCUCGGUCUUUUGGUGUGGUCAUUUACUCUGGGCAUGUUCGACCUACCGCCUAUCAUAAGCAUAUCGCUCGUUGCAAUGGGCGGACUGGUGGGACUACGCUUCUAUUGCAUGCGAACAGUUGACGCUGACAAAACUUCGUAUCUUCUCUACAAUCUCUGGCUUGCUACAGCGCGUAUAUCCCCGGUCUACGCUCAGCGAUGA